Molecule: messenger RNA, 978 nt
Organism: Thalassophryne amazonica
Lineage: Eukaryota; Metazoa; Chordata; Actinopteri; Batrachoidiformes; Batrachoididae
Product: odorant receptor 131-2-like
Exons: 1
Coding region: 1-978 (325 amino acids)
Biological process (GO): G protein-coupled receptor signaling pathway
Cellular component (GO): membrane
Molecular function (GO): G protein-coupled receptor activity
Source: RefSeq, a predicted model, not a curated record
AUGUCAUAUUCAAAUCAGUCUCAGAUAAAUGUGUUUGCUGGACUUCAGGGUGACUUGCUGGUGGAAUAUGUUCUGUUCACCGUGCUCUGUUCCUUGCCAUGCUGUUUGUUCCUCUUCAUUAAUGGGAUGAUGUUAUUCACACUGAGGAGUAAAGCGGUGUUUCGUGAGACUCCUCGUUACAACCUUCUGUAUAACGUGCUGUUAGCAGACACUGCACUGCUCGCACAGAGCCAGUUACUCUACGCACUGGCUGCUUCUGGACUCAGACUGACGUAUCCUGUGUGUGGAGUUCUCACCAUGCUGACCAUUCUGUCAAAUGAAAUCUCUCCUCUCACGCUGAUGGUGAUGUCUCUGGAGAGGUAUGUAGCUGUGUGCUACCCGCUGAGGCACGCUCAGAUCAUCACCAUCACAAAAACAGCAGCAGCUAUCUGCAUGGUGUGGGCUUUCAGUCUUCUAAAUGUCUGCAUGAGAGUUCUUUUACUGUUAGAGUCUCCACUUGAAGACAAUCUGCAGAUGGCCACAGUUUGUACAGACACAGCCAUGAUGAUCGGCCCUUUGUCUUAUCAAUAUAACUUGGCCUACACGUGCGUCCUCUUUGUGCUGGUUGCUGUGGUGAUCAGCUUCUCUUAUAUCAGUGUGGUGCUCGCUGCCAGAUCAGCCUCCGUAGACCAAGCUUCAGCCCGAAAGGCUCGUAACACGCUGCUGCUUCAUCUGGUCCAGCUGGGCCUCAGUCUCUGCUCCACUCUGCACUCAGUCACAAUCAUAUCACUGUCCAAAACCCGAGACAAAGUCACAAUUUCUCGGCUUAAACGUGUUCUGUAUGUGUGUGUUUACCUGUUCCCCAGGUGUCUGCGCGUUCUUAUCUAUGGCCUCAAAGACCAGACCAUCAGACCCGUCCUCAUGUUCUACCUCUGCUGUUGUCUGCAGAGAGCCAAAGCCAGACACAGCAACAAGCAAGAAAACAAAGUUAGUCUUUAA